Podarcis muralis (Common wall lizard) is the source of this 2589-nucleotide messenger RNA. RefSeq names its product tetratricopeptide repeat domain 31 (gene TTC31). The record is from RefSeq and is a predicted model, not a curated record. Lineage: Eukaryota; Metazoa; Chordata; Lepidosauria; Squamata; Lacertidae. Gene Ontology annotation, molecular function: RNA binding; protein binding.
GGAAGCGGGCGGCGGCGGGCGGGAGGAGCGGCGAGAUGCCCCACGCGCGUCCGGAAGAGGCUGCGCCCCGCCCGGGCUGCCCGAGGGAGGCUGGUCCGGCUCCGGGAGACGCCCGGGACCCCCUCGAGGAGGACUGGCAGGUGAUGGCGCAGCGGGUGGCGGAUCACAUGCCCUUCUUCCUCCACGAAGCCAACGCGGAGGCGGGACUGCUUUGCGCAGAUGUGGACAACAGGCCUUGCUGGUUUUGCGCGGCUGCAGCCAAUGAUGACUACAGUGACGAUGAUUGGGGGAGCGACGAGGAGGAACUGGAGGAAGAGAGGGCCCAGAAUGCCAGCCCAGCCACAUUCUGUGGCUUCAAGAAAUCCUUCCUUUGCAAGCCGCCUGCCUUUGCCCUGCCAGCAAGCAGCAGCAGUAAAGACAGCCCUCUGCUGAGCAUUUCUCUGCCCCAGAAGCAGCUGCUCACAGCUGAGGAAGCGGCGAGGAAUGCAGCAGAGUUGGUUGCUGAAGAGGAGCGCAUCAAGAAGAAGGCUGAGAAGAAGAGGAUGAAGAAGAAGAGGCAGAAGGACCGGAAGAAGCAGGAAAAGCGAGAGCAGGAGCUGAUGGCCAAGAGCAUAGCUGAGGCAGAUGAGUAUUUGAACAGCAGCAGCAGUGGUGUGCAAGGUUCUGCCUGCCUGGCUGCCAUUCCGAGUGCCUUGGGACCGGCCCGGCCCGAUUCAGAGGAGAGCUCCACCCAGGACCUCAGUGAGAACAUGGCUUCCCCGGGCAGGAGUCCCAGCAGGAGCACAGAGGAGGAAACGGAGGAGGAGCUUGAUCUGACCAGCACUUUUGUAUCGAAAGCUCGUCUCAAGGUGGGCUCCAAGCCCCCACUGCCGCUGCCGAGAAAGGAGAAGGCGGCCCAGCCGGACAGAAAGGAGCCAGAGGUGAAAGAGCAGGCGCAGGUUCCGAAGUCUGGGCUCCAGAUGACUCCGGUGGAGCAGAGCAUGGUGCUGGCAGAUUGCGGCAACGAGACUGCCAAGCAGGGGGGCUACCAGGAGGCCGUGCUCCUCUUCACAGAAGCCGUCAAGCUCAACCCGCGGGAAUACAGGUUCUUUGGGAAUCGCUCCUUCUGCUACGAGAGGCUGCGCUGCUACGCGGAGGCUCUGCGGGACGCCCAGGUGGCCCUCAGCCUGCACCCCGGCUGGCCCAAAGGCCUCUUCCGCAAGGGCAAGGCCCUCAUGGGCCUCAAGCGUUACGCAGAGGCCGUGAGGACCUUUGAGGAGCUCCUGCACUUUGACGGCUUCCGUGGAGACGCCGCCGUCCAGCUGGAGAAGUGCCGGGUUCAGCUUCUGCUGGAAAAUGGUUUUGGCUCCUACCCUCCCGAGUGGAACGUCCGUGCCAGAGAAUCCUCCUUGCCCCGGGCUGGUGAGCAGCCAGGUGGGCAUUCCGUCAGAAGCAUCUCCCAGGCCAGAGGGCACCUGGCACCUCUCACCAUCACCAGCUCUCAGGGCAAAGGGAUGCUGCCAUUGGCUGCGCAGGCCCCAGUCAGGGAGAGGUUUCCCGUGUGGGUGGGGAACCUGACGCCCGCCAUCACCCAGGAGGUCCUGCUGUGCUACUUCCAGCCGUUUGGGCCCAUUGACUCCAUCCGCUGCCUCCCGCGAAGGUUCUGCGCCUUCGUCAACUACACCUGCCGGGAAGCGGCCGAGGAAGCCUAUGUGGCGUUGCAGGGCGUGGAAGUCAGAGGCUGCCACCUCGUCCUGCAGCUGAAGCACCCGGUACACGCCACUCCUCCCCUUGCCAAGGCACCCGGAGCGCCUCCGAAGCGGGAGAUUCCUCUGGGCUCCCCCGCCUUCCUGAGCUCCUCCUGGCUCCGCCGCCUCGGCCACCUCCCUCAGUGAAACACCUCGGCGGAGAAGUUGCUGUGCUUGCAAGCCGACAUCCCGGCUGGGCCCCUCGCGGCUGAAGAUGCGGAAGAUGUGGGGACAGGCCUGUGGGCUGCACCCUUCCUGCGGGUCGGGGGGGGGGACUGGUGGUGGAGGACACAAGCGCAGUUGCCUGUGGGAGCCCCCCAGGCAUGUGGGACUGUUGGGUGGGCUGUGGCCUCUGCCUUCUCCAAGGCUGCCCCUGGCCAUUUGAUCUCCCUCAGGGAAACUGAGGCCGAGGACUGGGGCGGUUGGGGGGGGGGCUCUGCCCUCCUGUUGCUCCUGGGAGCCCUCCCUUCUCCAAAGCAGGUAUCUGCCCCCACCGGGUGUGGAAUGAUGCACCUGCAGUGGGGCAGGCAGCUGCCUCUUCAGCCCCCCCCCAACUCUACUGCCUCUGUGGGGCUUAAGUCCUCUUCUGCUUCGGUUCCUUUGAGCCCUGCCCCUCCCUGAACCCCAUGCACUGGGUCCUGGUGAGAAUGGGGAGGGCAGGAAGUUGUCUGUGUGUGGGUCCCCCUGCCUGAGGGUGUGGGGCUGGUGUUGCUGGUGGGUGGCCUUGGGGUGCCCCCUCGUUUGUGGGGCCCAGAAGGCAGGAGCGUUCUCCCCCUGCCCUUUUGGUUCUGCUCCGUGUGUUCAGGGAUUUGUGCCUGCCACGUGGUUUUUACACUGUUCACAAUAAACUCGUUAAAAGCCG